Messenger RNA from Apaloderma vittatum (bar-tailed trogon), 1079 nucleotides. RefSeq names its product peroxisome proliferator-activated receptor gamma coactivator-related protein 1-like. Gene Ontology annotation, molecular function: RNA binding; transcription factor binding. The record is from RefSeq and is a predicted model, not a curated record. Gene Ontology annotation, cellular component: nucleus. Gene Ontology annotation, biological process: positive regulation of transcription by RNA polymerase II. NCBI's taxonomy places the organism in Eukaryota, Metazoa, Chordata, Aves, Trogoniformes, Trogonidae. The transcript has 7 exons. The annotation marks the transcript as partial.
CUGCAUCUCCCUGCCGGGACCAGGAGAUGCGGACUCCUGGUGCCCAGCCCAGCCAUGCUGCUGCCAAAAGGUCCCUGCGCUGCUACCGGAGACCCCGGGACUCGCCCAGCCCCUCGGCUGGCAGCUGGAGGGGUGGCCGGGGGCCGCUCUUUCAGCUCCAGUUCGGAUGGAGCUACCGGCUCUGGAGACAUCGGAAGCCGCUGGACCUGAAGAGCUUGUCCAUCAGUGGCCAGUAUCGCUCAAGGUGUUCCCACAGCUCCUCCUCCCGUUCCAGCUGUGGAUCAUGUGGCAGGUCCCGGGAGAGGUCGUCAUCCUCAUCAUCAGUGUCCUCCUACACAUCCAGAUCCACGUCCCGCAGCCAGUCCCGCUCCCCCUCGCCCCACAGGAGGUUUAACAGGCGGAGAAGAUACAGUUACGACACACAGGACCACUACCAAAGGCAGAGGAUCCUGCAGAAGGAACGUGCAAUAGAGGAGCGACGAGUUGUGUUUAUUGGCAAGAUCCCCAGCAGGAUGACACGGUCGGAGCUGCGACAUCGCUUCUCUGUGUUCGGAGACAUCGAAGAGUGCACCCUGCACUUCCGCUCUGAGGGGGACAACUAUGGCUUUGUCACAUACCGCUAUGCCGAGGAAGCCUUUGCCGCCAUUGAGAGCGGGCACAAGCUGCGGCGCCCGGACGAGCAGCCCUUUGACCUGUGCUUUGGUGGCCGCCGGCAGUUCUGUAGGAGGAACUACGCUGACCUGGACUCAAACCGGGAGGAUUUCGACCCAGCCCCUGUCAAGAGCAAGUUUGACUCCCUGGACUUCGACACAUUGCUGCGGCAGGCACAGCGCAGCCUGCGGAGGUAGCGGCAGGCAAGGCGGAGCACCCGCCCCCACUUUUAUACUCAAAUACAAAAGACAAAAAAAGUAUGGAGAGAGAGAAAUGAGAUUUUUAAGAAAAAGGAAAAGGAAAAAAAGAAAUUUGUUUUAUAACCAAUAUUUAAGGAGGACGGGUCAUUUGCCUUUGACCAGAGGAGCCCAGGCGAGUGGCAGCCCCUGGCAUGCCCCAGCCGUGUAAUAAAUGCGGAUGCCCAAACA